This is a messenger RNA of Nicrophorus vespilloides, 2356 nucleotides long. Its product is annotated as N-alpha-acetyltransferase 35, NatC auxiliary subunit. Bases 127 to 2280 code for a protein of 717 amino acids. The transcript has 7 exons. The record is from RefSeq and is a predicted model, not a curated record. Lineage: Eukaryota; Metazoa; Arthropoda; Insecta; Coleoptera; Silphidae. Gene Ontology annotation, biological process: N-terminal peptidyl-methionine acetylation. Gene Ontology annotation, cellular component: NatC complex.
UUCAUUUAACUUUACAACCAUUUACAACAGUGUGUGUGUAACUUUUGGGGUGGGUUUGGGGUUAGAUAAUUCGCACCAAUUUGGUUAGUUCAGUAAUUUGUAAUAUUUAAAUACAACUAAUUUUUAAUGGAAUAUAUGGAACCAUAUAAUGGAGCAAGUUGCUGUACACCGAAAACUCAAUAUUAUUGGGUGGAUAUUACUAAGGAUUUCUUAACAUCUGUUAAUGAUCUUAAACUUGGGGAGCUCUUGCAUGAUUCUCUUUUCGGGCUUUUUGAGGCCAUGUCAGCUAUCGAAAUGAUGGAUCCUAAAAUGGAUGCAGGUAUGCUCUGCAAUAGGGGGAAUAAAAAAGCAAAAACAUUUGAUCAGUCAAUUGAGGAUGGUUCUUUGAAAUUGAAAGAUAUAAGCAAUGCAGAUUUAAUUGGAAUUAUAGAUACAACAUUUGCAUGUCUUGUGUCUUGGCUUGAAGGACAUUCCUUAGCUCAAACAGUGUUUACCAAUUUGUACCUGCAUAAGCCAUAUUUAAUUGAAGAUAGAGCAUUAAAGGCAUUUUGUUUAUCUAUUUACAAACUUCUAGAAAUUAUUAAGGAAUAUAUUCAUAAAGCAAUGGUCUGUGAAGAAGAAGACUUUCAAUCAAUGCAGUAUGGGUACCAUUUAUAUCCUGAUAUAUCAGAGCAGAGAGCUAUAGGAAUGUUGCAAGAGGUUGAGGAAGAUUUGCACAAAAGAACAAGAGCUAAACAUAAUGAAGUACAAUCAUCAAUUGAGGUAGAAGAGAUUGUUGCUUUAUAUUCUAGAAUAAAGUUUGUUCGGGCAUUGUAUCAAAUAUUGUCAAUAUUUAGGCAAAGAAAAGAUGACGUGCAGUCUUCUUCCAAUGAUGUCAACAAAUUAUUAAACCAAAAAUUGAAAAUAGCAUCUGAUAUGCUUUUCGUCAUGAACAAAACUGUGUGUUUGGGUAGCUACUCAUCAAGUUCUGAUUUAUCUCCUGCUUUGGGCUUUGAACCAUUGAUUAAUCAGAGGUUGCUUCCACCCACGUUUCCAAGGUAUACAAAAAUUAAACCAAGAUCAGAGGCAUUAGGUUAUUUCGUGAAUAUGGUCGAAAGACUGAAAGGUCUUAUAAACGUUCAGUCUAUAGUAGCAUACAAUCAGGCUUUAGACUUUUUCAUUGAAUUCAGUAAGGAAAGUCCUUGUAUUUUGUCGAGGUCUGCCUUGCAGUUAUUAUAUGUAGGGAGUUAUAGUAUAAUAAUGAAUGCAGGUUCACCUACAUUUAAAGAUAUCUUAAAAGAAGCUGCAAAAUUGUUUAUAUCCCCACCCGCUUUGGUCUCUAAGUCAAUUUUAUAUAAUCAGCAAGCCAAAACUUAUGUUGAAAGUUUUUUUACUCAUUGUACACGACCUUUCUCUAACUUUUUGCAACUGUGCGGACAUAAUAGAGCGAGACAAAGGGACAAGCUAGCUCAUCUGCUGGAUGAAUUUACUGCAUUGCAGGAUGAAGCUGAACGCGUUGAUCUUCAUAUACACAACAUCUUCAUGACCUGUAACCUGUCUCGAUCACAUUUGGCAUGCUUUGGAACUUGGAUCUUAUACCAUACACUGCGUAUAAUGAUUAUGUACUUGCUAUCUGGAUUUGAGCUGGAACUGUACAGUGCUCAUGAGUACUACUACAUUUAUUGGUACAUGUAUGAAUUCCUGUAUGGGUGGUUAGUAUCUGCAUUAACCAGAGCUGAUAGCUUCUUGGCAGAGCAAGAACUGUAUAACGAGCUUCCAAAGUACAAGGGUUCGAAUAAGAAGAAGAACAAGUGCAAGAAAAAACCCAGGCCAUACUUGAAAGAAUCCUUGUACUACCAGGCUUUGCAGAACAUGUGUGGAGGUUACUACAAGGCUUUGAUGGGCUUUCGUAUGGACGGGAAACUCCAAAUGCCGCAUCCACAAUUUGAUAGUGAACAAGUGAGGUACGAUCAUAGAUUUGGACCAUUUCAAAAUUUACUGACACCACCUCCGGUUCAUUAUCGAGAAUUCCGUGAACUCACAUCGCCGGAACGAUAUCAGCAACAACCAGUGGACAGUUCCUAUUUAUAUUUAUCAGGAUGCAAGCAUUUUCAUCAAGCUAGGCAACUUCUGGAAGGAAUUUCACCAGCCGAAAAAGAGGUCACCGAUUUGUUGAAAAUUUCGAAAACCAACUUCGUGGUGUUGAAAUUAUUAGCUGGUGGACACAAAAAGGAUUCAACUAAAUGUCCGGAAUUCGAUUUCACUUUAAGUAAGCACUUCCCAAUAUUCAAACUUUCUUAAACCGAAAUUUGUACUAAUUUAUGCUGUUUGUAUUUUGAAUAUUUAUAAUUACGAAAAUAUGAUUUAUAAUAUUUAA